AUGCUUGUGCACAACUAUUUGAAUCCCACUUCCCAACAUAGGAAAGUGAGUUGGAAGGCUGCUCAUAUUCUCUUCCAGCUUGUGAUUGAGCACUCUGUCAAUGUUGAGUUCUACAUCUGUGAAAGCCUCAUCGCAGCUGGUGCCUCAAAUGCCAUUGUUCUGACAACAAGUCUUGUUCAACCUCGAAUUAUCACAGCUUUGGCUACUCAUGCUAGUGUCCUUGCACUGUCUACGGAUGAUAUUGGCUCUUCCAACACCAUCAAAGUCAAUAAUCAGGAACGUCUUGACACCUAUGGUGAGCUGCUGCUGACACUUGUUGUGCAUAUUCAGCCACCUGAUCCUCCUCAUCCUACUUGGGCUCGCAGCCUCUAA
Prunus armeniaca (apricot) is the source of this 372-nucleotide messenger RNA. The record is from the annotation of a GenBank genome assembly. NCBI's taxonomy places the organism in Eukaryota, Viridiplantae, Streptophyta, Magnoliopsida, Rosales, Rosaceae.